Molecule: messenger RNA, 1671 nt
Organism: Nematolebias whitei (Rio pearlfish)
Lineage: Eukaryota; Metazoa; Chordata; Actinopteri; Cyprinodontiformes; Rivulidae
Gene: emx3
Product: empty spiracles homeobox 3
Exons: 3
Coding region: 307-1032 (241 amino acids)
Biological process (GO): brain development; neuron differentiation; central nervous system development
Molecular function (GO): DNA-binding transcription factor activity, RNA polymerase II-specific; DNA binding
Source: RefSeq, a predicted model, not a curated record
CAGCAUGAAGCGGGAGGAGGCGCGAGGAGGAACCGACUGAUCCGAGACCAGAACCUCCAAGUUCACUGCGGAGGGUUCACGGAGGAUCCGCGCGGCACCUGGACCCGUACCUGGACCGGAACAAGCUUCAGCAGGUUCAGGAGCACAGAGGAGGAUUUACGCACGCGGCUGCGCUCAGGUGGACUCCCGGGGACAAGCAUGGGGGGACCCGGGUUCUGAAGCUCCCCGAGUCCCGAAGAACAGGACGGACUGGACCCAAAUCCCUGAGUACCGACUCCCUGCUGGUCCCAGACCCUGGUCCUGAAGAUGUUCCAGAACAAGAAAUGCUUCACAAUCGAGGCUCUGGUCGGGAAAGACGCGUCCAGCUCGGCUUCUGGUUCUGGUUCUGGGGAUGAGCCCAUCCGGCCCACUGCGCUCCGGUUCCCGGACUCCAUGCACCCGGCCUCGGUCUCCGGGGUCUUCGGCUCGUGCUUCCAGGGGAGCGGCGGGAGGACUUUGUUCUGUUCGGGUCCGGACAUGGUGCUGCAGGAGCCCGGGACGCACGCGCAGGGUCCGGGCGGGCUCCCGCUGCACCCGCUGCAGAUCCCCCACCAGAGCUUCUUCAGCCCGCAGCACCGGGACCCGCUGGGCUUCUACCCCUGGGUCCUCCGGAACCGGUUCCUGGGACACCGCUUCCAAGGAGAGGACAGCAGUCCGGAGAACCUGCUGCUCCACGGCCCGUUCUCCAGGAAACCCAAACGGAUCCGCACGGCGUUCUCGCCCUCCCAGCUGCUGCGACUGGAGCGGGCCUUUGAGAAGAACCACUACGUAGUCGGAGCCGAGAGGAAGCAGCUGGCCAGCGGCUUGUGUCUGACCGAGACGCAGGUGAAGGUGUGGUUUCAGAACCGCAGGACGAAGCACAAGCGACAGAAGUUGGAGGAAGAGUCUCCUGAAGCUCAGCAGAAGAGGAAGGGAAGUCAACAUGUGAGCCGCUGGAGAGCCGCCACGCAGCAGCCGGGAGGAGAAGACGUGGACGUCAUCAGUGAUGACUAGACACACGCACACACAUGUGCACACACACGCACACACAUGCACACACGCACACAUGCGCACACAGCUGAUGGCUGAUGUUCUCGAGGACUGACUGAGGAGAAAUGACUUCCUGUUCCAGACUGGUUUUAAAAAGAGGAAGAGAGGAUUGUUUUUCAAAAUAAAAGAGGAAACUUCCUGUCAGAUCUGGACUGAUGAGGAUCCAACGGGUCUCAGAGGCUGGACACUGGUUUCGGUACCAAACGGUCCUGAAAGACACAGAAUAUAAAAACCGAUGAACUGCAGGUUUCUGAACCGGCUCGGUUCCACAAACGAGAGGAUCGUUCCUCAGAGAUCCUCAGAGGUUCUUCUUCUUCACACGCACACAUAAAAUAAAAAAUCUCCAGAAUCUUGUAAAGGUUUCCUGCAGACGGACAGAAGGAGGAAGGUGUUGGUGCCGAUUCAUCCAGAACCUGGAUCAGUUCUCACUGAAAACAGAAAUUAAUUUUUAUUCAUUUUCUGGAAAAAAAAAAAUCUGUUUGAAAAAUCUUUGUUCCCAUGACGGUUAAUGAACCACAGAAAUGAAGGUGAACUUUGGAUUUAAUCACCUGGUCUGGAUCACUUGGUUUGGAUCAUCUGGUCUGGAUCACCUGGUCUGGAUCA